Messenger RNA from Funneliformis caledonium, 510 nucleotides. Lineage: Eukaryota; Fungi; Glomeromycota; Glomeromycetes; Glomerales; Glomeraceae. The record is from the annotation of a GenBank genome assembly.
AUGACACUCGAAAAAAAAAAGGAUAUUAUUAGUAGCUGUAAUAUAGAUCUUUGGAAGGUUGAAAUUGAAGAAACUAAUGAAAACAUAGAAAGACUUAAAAAUACUGAAAUUAACAUUAGAAAAGAAUUUGAAGGUGAGAGGUUGUCUACAACUAAAUUGGCUAAGAACAUUUUCUCAAUUAGACUACCGGAAGAGCUCAUUCACAUCAUCGUAAAAUCACUAAAGUCUACUAUUAUUAGAAAAAGAAAAAUGGUAGAGGACGAAGAUGAGGAAGAAGAAAAACUAUAUUUACAGAAACAAGGAAUUUUUCUUUUAAUUUUACCAAAGAUCAACAUACAGAAUAAGAAAAACAUUUUUUGGAAGGUUAAUGCUAAUAGACUCCUUAAAAAGGAUAAAACUGUUUUGUUAGAUUGUGAAACUUUUACGAUACGGAUUAAACCAUCAGGUGAAAUAACUUAUGUAAAUGGCAAAGAACUAUUCAAACAAAUGACAGAACAACCAAAUAUCUAG